Molecule: messenger RNA, 297 nt
Organism: Brugia pahangi
Lineage: Eukaryota; Metazoa; Nematoda; Chromadorea; Rhabditida; Onchocercidae
Source: the annotation of a GenBank genome assembly
AUGAAAAUGGGCGAUUCGGUAGGUCUCAUCUAUGCAGGCAUUAUCAUAGUUGGCGGUUUCGUUGGUUACUUGAAAGCAGGCAGUACCGCAUCGCUGGCAGCUGGACUUGUUUUUGGAGGUACUGCAGGUUUUGGUGCUCAAUUCAACAACAACUGCAUGCUUUUAGCCGUUAGUUCUGGCCUUACACUGAUAAUGGGCGCUCGUUUCAUCCAGUCUGGUAAAGUUAUGCCUUCUGGAAUAGUUGCAAUUUUGAGCCUUGGUAUGAUAAUUCGAUGCCUUUUGCGUUAUAUCCAUUGA